GUUUCGUUUAUGAACUAUUGGCAGUCUUACUAAAAUAUGACACAAGUGAAAUUGAUUGGCGUUACACUGAGCCCUUUUAGUCGAAGAGUUGAGUGGGCUCUGAAAUUUAAGGGAGUUGAAUAUGAAUUUAUAGAAGAAAAUCUACAAAACAAGAGCCCUUUGCUUCUUGAAUCCAACCCAAUUCACAAAAAAAUCCCAGUGCUAAUUCACAAUGGAAAUCCCAUUUGUGAGUCUAUGGUAAUUCUUGAAUAUAUCGACGAAACAUUUGAAGGUCCUUCCAUCUUACCUAAAGACCCUUAUGAUCGUGCUAUAGCUCGUUUUUGGGCUAAGUUUCUUGAUGAUACGUGUAUACCACUAUUGGGGAAAGUAUUGUUUGGCAAAGGUGAGGAGGCAGAAAAAUCCAAAAAAGAAUUUGGUGGACUAUUGAAGAUUCUUGAUAAUGAGUUCAAGGAUAAGAAGUUUUUUGUGGGUGACAAUUUUGGAUUUGCUGAUGUUGCUGCUAAUUUUAUGGCAUUUUGGUUUGGAAUUCUUGAAGAAGCCUCUGGAGUUGUUUUAGUAACAAGUGAAAAAUUUCCAAAUUUUUGUGGUUGGAGAGAUGAGUAUAUUAAUCGCAGUCAAGUCAAGGAAUAUUUACCUUCAAGAGAUGUGCUACUUGCCCAUUUCCAAUCUCGUUUCCAAUCUCCCAAAUGAAAAUUAUCAAGAUUGGUUGUGGCAAUAAAACUACCUUAUGUUAAACAAAAGUAUGUAUAUUUGAAUAAUAUACACUUAUUAGUAUGGUUGGCAGUCAAUAUUGUAUGAGAGUGUAAUUUCUUCCAUCUAUAAAAUCAUUUAUUA
Molecule: messenger RNA, 834 nt
Organism: Solanum stenotomum
Lineage: Eukaryota; Viridiplantae; Streptophyta; Magnoliopsida; Solanales; Solanaceae
Product: probable glutathione S-transferase
Exons: 2
Coding region: 37-690 (217 amino acids)
Biological process (GO): glutathione metabolic process
Cellular component (GO): cytoplasm
Molecular function (GO): glutathione transferase activity
Source: RefSeq, a predicted model, not a curated record